AUGCACCACAGCAUCUCUCUCACCACCAACUUUGUGAAAAAUUUCUUUCCUGGCAAUGGACUGACGAGUCAGCAACAGACAAGCAGCCAUGAUGCUCAAACAGCCUCGUCCGUACCGGAACAAAUUGCCCACGUACCUCUCGAGGAACAACAACAACAACAGAAUAUUUCAAACUCCUCAGUGAUGAAUCAUCAGCAACAAAAGGCUAUUGAUGUUGAGCCAUCAUCAUCAUCCAACACUCUCGAGUCGAACAAUAAUGCAUCGGAGAGAGUUCCUACUGCUGAAACUACACAAGUAUCAUCACCUGCAAAUUCACGAAGCGUGGAACAAACUCCAGAAGUAGUGGAGAACGUAAAGCCUAUUUCUGCAGAGGAAUUUAGAUUGGUCAAGUUUAAAUAUGAUCAAUUGAAGAAUCAACAAAACAGACUUUUGGAGCAUUUACAAGAUGCCAGAGUUGAACACUUACAAGAAGAAAUAGCAAAACUCGACAAAUUAAUUCCACAUCAUCGCACCAUUCAAUCCUACGGUUGUACAGCAGAAAAAUCUGCUUUGGUUCAAUGCCUUAAGAAUAAUGGUAAUGUGCCAUAUGGAACUCUUAAUUGUAGCAAUUUAUUGAACGAGUUCUCCAAAUGUGCCCAAGAAAAACGCAGAACAUUUUUGGGAAAUCAUGAUCUCUAA
This is a messenger RNA of Naegleria fowleri, 678 nucleotides long. RefSeq lists its product as uncharacterized. The transcript has 2 exons. The record is from RefSeq and is a predicted model, not a curated record. The coding region runs from base 1 to 678 and encodes 225 amino acids. Lineage: Eukaryota; Heterolobosea; Eutetramitea; Acrasida; Naegleriidae.